This is a messenger RNA of Pyricularia oryzae 70-15, 1436 nucleotides long. RefSeq lists its product as uncharacterized. The record is from RefSeq and is a predicted model, not a curated record. Lineage: Eukaryota; Fungi; Ascomycota; Sordariomycetes; Magnaporthales; Pyriculariaceae. The coding region runs from base 298 to 1182 and encodes 294 amino acids. The transcript has a single exon.
UUGAAUCUCGGGCGACCAUCGCCGUCAGGAUUUUCCAUGUUCAUUUUGAACGACAUGCAAUUGAAAUACAAAGACUGACAGAUUGCAACAAUUAGCCGCCAUUGAAACUCGAAUCGACUCGGGCUACUCACGGGCAUUGUCGUUCGGUUCAGUGAGAACAGUACAAUAGCCCAAUAGUACAAGACCGAAACCUAGUAGCGGUGAAAAAAAGGCACAGGUUGUGGCAUCGACUGGAGCUCUCCAUGUAUAAAUACUGAGGCCCUGCCCACUGCAGGCCACCCCCACCCGGUCCAGGAGAUGCCGACAUAUUUAUGCCACGGGUUUCGAUGGCACCGACCCUCGAUACGGGUGUAUGUCAUUGUUCAGGAUAUAGGCGAUGCCGCACCUGACUUUAUCUCGGGGACGCGCUCCGCCACAGCCAUCCUAGACUCCUUUUACAACCUUUUUGACUUUUUACCGCCACCAAAGACGCGCGACGACCAACAGAAGCAGCCGCCGGCCGCGACCGACAGCGCCUCGAGCCAGGCCUGGUCGGCGAUCCGGCUGCUGGAGGAGUACGACCCGAGCAUGCUGGGCGAGGCGGCGCGGCCGCACGCCUACGUGGCCGACCAUGUGGUGCGCGUGGACCUGUCGGCGUCGGUCGUCGACGAGAUGGCGCGCUACCAGGCCCGGCUCAAGGAGAGCGGCGCCAUGGGCGGCCCGCACUCGGACGAGACGGGCCGCCGCCAGCGCGCCGCCAAGGACCGCAAGGCCGGCUGGCUCGAGAAGCUCAGGGACCAGCUGCAGCGCGGCGAGGAGAUUCGGUGGUACGUCGUCGUCAACGGGGAUGAGGAGCGCGGCUGGGACCAUGGCGGUGGUGAUGGUGGUGAGGGCGAGGAAGUCGAUGACUUUGCGGAUGGGCAAGGGGAUUCGGUUGAGGAUGAGCGUCGCGAACUUGAGAGGCAAGAACUACGGCAGCGUCUUGGAGGGAUUUAUAUCGACGAGGAGGACGGUGAUAACUACGGCUAUCAGGUCGAUGAUUCAUCCUCACGGCACACCAAAGGCCCAUCUGACAAUGGUAUGCAACCUCUGUCAGUAAUGCCACCACAAGACGUCGCCUCUAAGCCUACUACAAAGGGAACCGGCAGCGGAUUUAGAAGGCUGUUUGGUAAGGGGAGCAAGAGUUCUGGCGAUCUGAAAUAGACGCAUGACAGUGGGAGUACAUUUGAAAGUAGCAAAGCUAAGUCAUUUGACAGAUAUCCUGGAGGAGUAAAUGGAAACUAUCAAAAACAUCGAUAAAAGCUACUGGCCAGCCUCUUAGAUAAGUCCAAGUCGACAAAGGGUACAUCAUGGGCUCUUGGCCACGGUCAGUCCCUUGUUGUAAUCCGCUCCAGUAUACGCAUUUCAGCCUCGAAACUUGACCCUGGUGUAGCCCACAGCCGCAACUUCGAUACCAG